GUCGGCGGCAAUGUAGCGCGUUGAGCGUUACGGGCCGACCGUGCUGCCUGCCUGCCGAUCACGACCCGCUUGAGGAGCCUCACCGCUCCGAAACCACCAGCUGGUGUACAACAACCACAACGGGCAGCAGCUGGGUGCUGGUACCGGACCCCUUUGAUGUUCAGGUGGCGAAUUGUGCGGCUGUGUUAGACGACGGAGACGCUGUCGGCGUGCCGCCGCCGCCGCCGCCGCAGUCAGGCUCCUCGACAUCCACAUUGCCAUCUGCUACAACGGCUAGCGGCAGCGGCCGCCAGAAGGGCGGAAGGAAAGGCAGCGGCAGCGGCGCAGCCGCCGUCACGCCGACUUCCGACCUUCCAAAACAGCACCCGCAGCAGCCGCAGCAGCAACCACUGCUGGCGGCAGCUGCAGGCGCUGCUCACAGUCGCCAUUUGGUGAUUGCGGCGGCUCAGAUCGCCGACGGCACGACUCGGCAGUGCGCGUUGGGCCCAUGGGUCACCAUCACCCGAUUAGGCCCAGCCAGUGCGUACAAUGAGCGACGCGGCCUUUCCAACCAGCCCGGGCUUAAUGGCAGCCACCUCUUCCCACUGAUGUUGCAUUUGGAAGGAUCUGGAGUAGGAGGCACGACAGCGGGUACGGCAGCUGGGAGCGUCAGUAAGAGCGCCGGCGGGCGGGGCGGUAAGGCGGCGGCGGCGGCGGCGCAGGGCGGCGGCGGCGGCAAGGGCGACGGAGGUGACGGGGUUGUCUUGUUGGACGAGCAGAGCUUUCCGUCGCUGGCGGCGGCGGCGGCACAGACGGCUCCACCAGCAGCGGCGAUGGUGACGGGUCAGGGUCCGCGCCGGGGCGCCGCCGCCGCCGCAAAGAAGGGUUCAGCGGAGGCGCAAACUGGCGGCAAGGGAUCUGCCGCCGCCGGCGGAGGCGAUGAACUCGUCGCCGCCGUCAGUCGUGAGAGGGCGGCACUGGCAAAGGCAUGGCCAAACCUGUACGGCAGUGGCGUACGUGCGAGUGCUGGCGCCGCCAGCAACGGCGGGUCCGCGGCGCCUGGACUUGGCGGCAGUACGACAGCAGCAGCGGCGGCGGCGGCGGCAGCGGCGGUUACGUCACGGGGCCGACGGGCCCGGGGUGCUGCAGCAGCGGGCGGAG
Molecule: messenger RNA, 1140 nt
Organism: Astrephomene gubernaculifera
Lineage: Eukaryota; Viridiplantae; Chlorophyta; Chlorophyceae; Chlamydomonadales; Astrephomenaceae
Source: the annotation of a GenBank genome assembly